AUGUGCUCAAGGAUCGAAAACUUGGUGGCUGAAAAAGUUGAAAAAGCCAACUGUUCAAACUCUACUUCAGAUAAACUACUGGCGAACUUGCUGCUCUUCACGCAGAUGAUUCAAGUCCCUUCCUUCAGCCAAGUUCUUGUCAUCGGUGGUGGUCCUGGCGGCUCUUAUGCUGCCACUGUGCUUGCUCGAGAGGGCUUCGAGGUCACCCUUCUUGAACGGGACAUUUUCCCAAGAUACCAUAUUGGCGAAUCACUCUUGCCAUCUGUCCGACCAUUUCUGCGGUUUAUUGGGGCUGAAGAUGUCGUCAAAAAUCACGGGUUCGCAGAAAAGCCCGGAGCGGCUGUGAAGCUGAACCAACAUAAACGUGAAGGAUAUACCGACUUCAUCUCUCUUAAUCCCGAAAACGGCGCGUGGAAUGUAGUCCGCUCUGAAUUCGACGAGCUUUUGCUCCGUCAUGCUGCGGCCUCUGGUGUAACCGUCCGCGAAGGCGUUAAGGUGAAGGAGAUUGGCUUCACCCACGGCGCACCGGUUUCUGCCCAAUGGGAAAGCAAAACCGGAGAAUCUGGAUCGAUCAAUUUUGGCUACCUCGUGGACGCGUCAGGAAGACAUGGUAUCAUGUCGACGCGCUAUUUACAGAACAGGCACAUCAACAAGUCGCUCCGUAAUCAGGCGGCGUGGGGGUAUUGGCGCGGAACGAACAUGUACGCGCCAGAAAACUUGCCAGAUCGUAAGAACGCGCCGUGGUUCGAAGCUCUGACCGAUGAAACGGGAUGGUGUUGGUUCAUACCUCUUCACAACAAGACUGUCUCUGUUGGAGUUGUGUUGACCGAAGAAGCGAGUAUAGCCAAAAAGCGCGCAAACAAAGAUGGGAGCCUCAAAGACCAUUAUCUCGAACAGUUAAAGCUCGCACCAGGACUCAUCCGUCUUCUCGGAGACGGAAACUUGGUCUCGGAAGUCAAAUCCGCAGGAGACUAUUCGUAUUCUGCCACCCAUUACGCAGGUCCACGCUAUCGUCUCGUUGGUGAUGCAGCAGCAUUCAUCGACCCAUUAGUCUUUUCUAGCGGUGUACAUCUUGCCUUCACUGGCGCGCUCUCCGCUGCAAGUUCUAUCGCGGCAUCAAUCAAAAGACAGUGCUCGGAAACCGAAGCAAUUGCCUUUCACAAUGCUAAAGUUGGAACAUCAUAUACGAGAUUCCUGCUGGUCGUCUUAGGAAUAUAUAAGCAAAUCAAAGCACAAGAGUCUCCGGUUCUCUCAGAUGUCGAUUCAGAUAACUUUGAUCAAGCCUUUGUGUUCCUUCGCCCCAUCAUCCAAGGAGCCGCCGAUGCCGAUCCAGAACUUACUGAGAAAGAGCUCCAAGACACGAUGGACUUUUGCGCCAAUGUCUUUGCACCGACUAAUCCGCUCAUGCACACUCAGGUCGCUGAGAAAUAUGGUUCCGGUUCCUCGAUGCUCUCUCCAACCGCAGCUAUCAUGAGUGUCGACGCCAUAAUGAAGCUUGCGGGAAACGAUGAGGACGCGAAGCAUGUUCUCCUCGAAGUCAACGCUCGCAAGGCAAUCCAUACCAUGUAUGAUGCCGACACAAAUUUCGCGACGGAGAUUAUGGGUGGGUUUUGUGUGAGAAUGCAACAAGGCAAUUUGGGUCUGGUUCGCGUCUAG
Molecule: messenger RNA, 1656 nt
Organism: Mycena indigotica
Lineage: Eukaryota; Fungi; Basidiomycota; Agaricomycetes; Agaricales; Mycenaceae
Product: FAD/NAD P-binding domain-containing protein
Exons: 16
Coding region: 1-1656 (551 amino acids)
Molecular function (GO): monooxygenase activity
Source: RefSeq, a predicted model, not a curated record